AUGGAUCUUCUACACAGCUGGGGCGUUGAGCUGACUGUCUAUCUGCAGACCAGAUAUGGCAAAUAUGAAGGUUUGUUCGACCUGGCAUCCACAGUGGCCGAUCUGCACACCACGUUUUUCUGGUUGUUCCCAAUCUGGUUCCACCUGCGGAGGGACACGGCACUCAGGCUCAUCUGGGUGGCGGUCAUCGGAGACUGGCUCAACUUGGUCCUAAAAUGGGUUCUGUUUGGGGAGAGACCUUAUUGGUGGGUUCACGAGACCAAAUUUUAUGGAGCAGGACCGGCCCCUUCACUCCAGCAGUUCCCCAUCACAUGUGAAACUGGACCAGGAAGUCCUUCAGGUCAUGCCAUGGGUGCAGCUGGUGUCUGGUAUGUGAUGGUAACAGCACUGCUCUCUAUUGCAAGAGAAAAACAGUGUCCCUCAUUGCUAUACAGAUUUUUGUAUAUAGGCCUGUGGAUGCUAAUGGGCCUGGUCGAGCUGGUGGUAUGCAUGUCCAGGGUCUACAUGGCUGCCCACUUCCCACACCAGGUUAUUGCAGGAAUCAUUACAGGCACACUGGUAGCUGAAGUUGUUUCCAAGGAGAAAUGGAUCUACAGCGCGAGCCUGAAGAAGUACUUCUUAAUUACCCUCUUCCUCACCUCCUUUGCUGUUGGCUUUUAUGUGCUGCUUAAAGCUCUGGAUGUGGACCUGCUGUGGACCAUGGAGAAAGCCCAGAAGUGGUGCAUCAGGCCAGAGUGGGUUCACCUAGACUCUGCCCCCUUUGCCAGCCUCCUGCGGAACAUGGGCAGCCUGUUUGGCCUGGGCCUGGGCCUGCACUCACCGUUUUACAAGACAACCAAGAUGAAGAGCAUGAAUGUCUCUUUCAGGAUUGGAUGUAUUGUCAUCUCUGUAUCCCUGCUUCACCUGUUAGACGGAUGGACAUUUUCCCCUGAAAACCAUAUGACUUUCUAUGCCCUUUCCUUUGGAAAAAGUGCCAUUGCACUUUUGAUCCCAACUACUUUGGUGCCUUGGGCUCUCAGCAAGAUUUACCCUGUAAAGACAGAAGGCAAAAACUUGUAGCGUUAAGGCAACUGGAGAAUUAAUGUUCUAUAUUUACAGGGAUUCUUACUUCUCAUUUUUAAUGGACAUGAAUUAAGUCUCAUCUGCACUGUUCACUGUUUUUUCUCUUUUAAUCUGGGUCUAGGUUAACUCCAUAUCUAGGAAACUUGCUGUAGAGUUGUCUGAAGACAUUGUGCUGGCCUUGUUAGCUUUUAGGGGCAGAGGGAAAAGGCUACUUUACUGAUUGGAACAAUAACAUUUAAUUGGAUGUUACCAUUCCCAGAAUCUAAAGUACUUAGGGAGAGAAAAAGGACGUAGACACCCACCUAACGCUUUUAGAUAAUUGCUGUAAAGCUCACUGAUAGACCACAUUUGUUCAAUUUGAAGAAAAGAGAAGCGUACCCUUCACGGUAUGAGCAGUAAAGGGUAGAAGUAAAAUACAAAAAGUCAUCUUAAAGUUUUGUUGUUGUUGUUUUGUUGGAUAUGCUAAGCUAAGCUAAAUCUUUCCUGGCUCCACAAAGUGCUAGCAGCCUUCUAAUUUAGCUGUGUUUAAGUAAAAUAUAAACAUUUUUCUACAAAUGUUUUCCACAAAUUGUUUUCUAAAUGGUCUUAUUGGGACUUCUGCUACAAUUAUUACAAUUAACCUCCUUGAAAUUGAAUAAUGGCUUA
Oreochromis niloticus (Nile tilapia) is the source of this 1707-nucleotide messenger RNA. RefSeq names its product glucose-6-phosphatase catalytic subunit 1a, tandem duplicate 1 (gene g6pc1a.1). The record is from RefSeq and is a predicted model, not a curated record. NCBI's taxonomy places the organism in Eukaryota, Metazoa, Chordata, Actinopteri, Cichliformes, Cichlidae. Bases 1 to 1059 code for a protein of 352 amino acids. The transcript is spliced from 5 exons. Gene Ontology annotation, cellular component: membrane. Gene Ontology annotation, biological process: gluconeogenesis; glucose 6-phosphate metabolic process. Gene Ontology annotation, molecular function: glucose-6-phosphatase activity.